Xenia sp. Carnegie-2017 is the source of this 426-nucleotide messenger RNA. RefSeq lists its product as uncharacterized. NCBI's taxonomy places the organism in Eukaryota, Metazoa, Cnidaria, Anthozoa, Malacalcyonacea, Xeniidae. The record is from RefSeq and is a predicted model, not a curated record. Bases 85 to 426 code for a protein of 113 amino acids. The transcript is spliced from 3 exons.
UUUGCUUUCAAGGUAUACUUCUUGAAAAAAUACAAUGUAAAUCAAAGAAGGCGUUCUCGGGGUAGUUCGUCUAUAGCCACAACGAUGACGGAUCUUCGUAAAUCACCAUUUCAUCUCAACCGUUUGGAGGACGUUACUUUGGUGUGCGAAAACGAUGAAGAGAAAAGCCGCGAGGGUCUGGAAACUGAGAAUAUACAACUGAGGGAGGAAAUACGUGAUUUGACUGCGAAACUUGCAGCAUGUGAAUACAAACAACAACGAGAGCAGAGACGACAACAAGGAAGUCCACAAGAAAACAGCUACAUUUCCACGAGUAGCGAGACUCGUCACUCAGAUUCAACAGCGAGACGGAGAGCGCUCAGGGUCGAGAGUCGGAAUCUCCCGAUAAAAUUGGUCAAAAGGUGUCGAACGUUGCCGACAGCUUGA